This is a messenger RNA of Schistosoma margrebowiei, 1110 nucleotides long. The record is from the annotation of a GenBank genome assembly. NCBI's taxonomy places the organism in Eukaryota, Metazoa, Platyhelminthes, Trematoda, Strigeidida, Schistosomatidae.
AUGGAAGAAUUUCAGAGUGCAUUAAAUAGCUUCCAAAAGGACUGGUUACAGUUGCAAGAAAAGCACUCAUCACUGGUUAUGUCACUGUACAAACUCAAGGAGGAAGAGACAAGUUGCGUCCGUAGUGUUAAACAUUGUCGAAACUAUAUGAAACUUUUGAAGCAUGAAAUUGCAAGUCUUCAAAAGAAUGCUACGGGUGAUGAGAUUACCAUACUUGAAAAAGCCAAAAUCGAUAUUCUUAAGAAAGAGUAUGUUUUACGGGAUAUUGAAGAUGUUUUACCUCGCACACCAGGUUUGUAUUUGCGUAUCGUACUUGGAGCUCUUAAUAUAUCGUUUGCUAACAAGGAGGACAAAUUCAGAUACAAGAAUGAUUACGAACGGUUUAAAAUCAUUAUUUCGGGAAUAUGUGCAUUUUUGGCGUUUCUGCUAUACUUUUUCGUUAAGAAUAGAUUUGUGGAUACUAUUUUUCAUUUUCUAUUGGUAUGGUACUAUUGUACACUAACUAUUCGCGAACGCAUUCUUAUUGCCAAUGGGUCACGCAUUAAAGGGUGGUGGAAUAUAUCUCAUUUUAUGUCAACAGCCUAUUCUGGUAUUAUGCUUAUCUGGCCUAGAUCUCGUUCGUAUGAUGAAUUUCGUGAUCAGUUCAUGCUUUUUUGCUUAUACCUAAAUCUUGUUCAUUUUAUACAAUUUCAAUAUCAAAUAAGUUGCCUGUAUAAACUUCGUACUUUGGGUUGUCGACAUCCAAUGGAUAUAACUGUUGAUGGUUUCAUGUCAUGGAUGUUUCGUCGAAUUACGUUCAUCCUACCUUUCCUAUUUGUAGUAUACGGUUUUGAACUAUACAUGGCUUAUAGUCUUUACGUCAUAUCCCAACAGAGCUAUUGUCGCGAAUGGCAGGUACCUGCUGUAUCAAUCAUUUAUUUCAUACUAGCAAUGGGCAGUAUUGUGACAGUGUCACAAGUGAUACGUCAAAAGAUUUGUGCACCACCACCUAUUGUACUUCAUGAUCAUUUAACGAAAAAGUAUAGUUUUGCUGUACCAAGUGAAAAAUUUAAGGCUUGUGACGAAUUCGGUGAUAAUGAUGAUACAACAACAGAAAAGGUCAUCACAUAA